Messenger RNA from Hippocampus zosterae (dwarf seahorse), 1539 nucleotides. RefSeq lists its product as uncharacterized. Bases 249 to 1517 code for a protein of 422 amino acids. NCBI's taxonomy places the organism in Eukaryota, Metazoa, Chordata, Actinopteri, Syngnathiformes, Syngnathidae. The transcript is spliced from 10 exons. The record is from RefSeq and is a predicted model, not a curated record.
AGCUGACCCCCUCCACCACCAGAAGGAAUGUUCCCCCGGCCUGCAGAUAAACCUCAACAGCUGUAGUGCGUAACAGGAGGGAGGUGAGCUUCUAUUUUUGUCUUUCUCCCAGCCUGAAAGAGAAGUGUUCACUGGGAGAGCCUCCCUUUCGCCUUCUGGAUCUCUCCUGACCGCAGAAACUUGGAGAAGCGGCCCCCGGACUACAAGAACAAGUCAGAGGCCCCCUGCUGCGCGGCGGACGGGUCGACAUGGCGCUGCUGUGCUACAACAAAGGCUGCGGGCAGACAUUUGACGCAGACUGCAACGAGGCCGAUUCCUGCCUCUUCCAUCCCGGAAUGCCCAUCUUCCACGAUGCUCUGAAGGGGUGGUCGUGCUGCCGCAAGAGGACGACAGACUUCUCUGAAUUUCUCUCCAUCAAGGGCUGCACCCUUGGGCACCACAGUAACGAAAAGCCACGCGAACCUCUGUUACCAGAGGUGUCGUCUGACAAAGCUGGCAGCAAAAACUCCAAUGGCCAGGAGAUCAUCUACCGGGGACCCAAAUCUUCUGAAAAGCUGCUGAGAGAAAGACCAAGUUCAGAAGAACCCAAGAGCAAAUUGCCCGUCAAAGUGGCACCGUCCCUGGCGAAGGAGCUGGAGAAACUGGACAUGAACGAGAGGGCUGAAAAGGAGAAGAAAGAGAGCCAAGGUGUUGUGCCAGGCACACGGUGCAAGAAUUCAGGAUGCAAAACAGUCUAUCAGGGCCCAGAAACUAACGUAGAGGUCUGCACACACCACCCCGGUGCGCCGGUCUUCCAUGAGGGGUACAAGUACUGGAGCUGCUGCUGCAUCAGGACCAUGGACUUCAACGCUUUCCUGGACCAGAAGGGCUGCAUGGCCGCAAAACAUCGCUGGGUCCCGAAGCAGGACAAGAAGAAGGUGGCGUGUCGACAUGACUGGCACCAGACGACAAAGAGCGUCGUGGUGACGAUCUACGCCAAGAACGCCAACGCGGAGUACAGCUGCAUCGAGGCCAAUGGGACGGUGGUCUCCUGUCACAUCCAGUUUGAGAGCGACAAGAUCUUCAAGAGAGACUUCCACCUUUGGGGGGUCAUCAGCGUUCAGCAGAGCGUCGUCAACAUGGUCCCGUCGAAGGUGGAGAUCACGCUCCGCAAAGCCGACGAGGUGGCGUGGGGUAAACUGGAGGACCCGAAUUACAAGCCUGAGCCGGAAGCCGCGGCGGAAAACUCGGACGAUGCACCAGAGUCGGAACGUCCCGACUGGGACAUUGACGACGAUGACAUCAGCGACUCGGAUGAGGAGUGGGUCAACGACACUGCAACCAAGACGACGCAAGUGGAGGUGGACGGAGGCCAACGACAGGCCCACGUUGAAGAAGUGCCAAAUGUAACGAGGAAAGAGGUGGAGGAAGAGAUGAGGAGGGCCAUGGAGCACAAGAGGCAGGCAGAGGAGAAGCUUGAGGAGCUGAAGAGGCAGCAGCAAGAGGAGGGAUAUGAAGACAUGCCCGAACUGGAAUAAAACCUGCCAAGAAUGUCAUAAA